This is a messenger RNA of Metopolophium dirhodum (rose-grain aphid), 765 nucleotides long. RefSeq names its product zinc finger BED domain-containing protein 6-like. The transcript is spliced from 2 exons. The annotation marks the transcript as partial. The record is from RefSeq and is a predicted model, not a curated record. NCBI's taxonomy places the organism in Eukaryota, Metazoa, Arthropoda, Insecta, Hemiptera, Aphididae.
AUGGCUGUUGUGGAGCCUGAUUAUAAAAUAUGUAGAGAUCAAGCAAUGAAAAAAAGACUACAUGCAUUGAAGUCAAACGUUGAGGACAAAAUAAAAAAUGAAUUGCAAAAUGUGAAAAGUGUAGUUUGCACCACAGACGGUUGGUCUUCAAUAGCUCAAAACUCAUAUAUAUCGUUAACUGCUCACAUAAUCGAUAACCAAUGGUCACCAAAGUCAUUUACUUUAGCCACACAAGAAAUGACAGAACGUCACACAGCAGUAGGUCUAGCCGAAAAUUUAACUUGUAUUUUUGAAAAUUGGGAAAUUAAUGGUAAAGUCAGUACUGUAAUUACAGAUAACGCAAAAAAUAUAGUAAAUGCUGUAAAAUUACUAAAUAUUACAAUAGACAAUGAAAAUAUGGAUGUGACAUGUGCAGCUCACAGUUUACAAUUAGCCAUUAAUGUUGCAAUAAAACAAGAAAUAUUUACAGAUAUAAUAAAACAGUGUAGUGCUGUAGUUGGACAUUUCAAACACUCGAAUGUAGCCAAACAGUCAUUAUUCAACAAACAAGAACAGCUAGGACUUCUGCAUCAAUCAUUAGUGCAAUGCUGUAAGACACGAUGGAACUCAGUAUAUUUAAUGUUAGACCGCCUUUUAAAAAACAGAAGUCCAGUUUCAAAUGUAUUGGCAGAUAGAACAGUCACGUAUUUUUACAUUGCGCAAAAAUUAGAAAUAACUGAAUCCCAAUGGAUAAAAAUAGAAAAUCUCAUAAGUCUCCUCAAGCCG